GUGAAGGACAGGAUGUACCCCGUCCCCGUGACAAGAACACCCCAAGAUUUUGAUAGUAAGCGAAAUCGCGUAUCGACCUUCCAUACACCACAGAAAACCGCGGCAGAAGAAAAGACGCCUCAUAUUGCAGUGGGGGGAUCGUCACACGUAGAUCGUCGUAAUGUUCUGGCUCUGAACCAUUAAGAAGAUGCAUAUCCGUGUGACAAGCCAGUAGGGCCAGAGACGAUGUCUCCAGGAGGGCACAGCACGCGCUGCAUGGAAAACCACUCAGAAGAAGUGACAGCUCAGAAGAUGGAUGUGGCAAAACUAGCUAGC
Molecule: messenger RNA, 315 nt
Organism: Colletotrichum acutatum
Lineage: Eukaryota; Fungi; Ascomycota; Sordariomycetes; Glomerellales; Glomerellaceae
Exons: 1
Coding region: 13-183 (56 amino acids)
Source: RefSeq, a predicted model, not a curated record